Molecule: messenger RNA, 807 nt
Organism: Parnassius apollo (apollo)
Lineage: Eukaryota; Metazoa; Arthropoda; Insecta; Lepidoptera; Papilionidae
Source: the annotation of a GenBank genome assembly
AUGAGUAACACACGCAAAUUAAAGGUUUGGGUAUGUUUGCUGUGCAUGGCCACGUCCAUGGCUGCCCCAGCCCGCGGCCCGACGCCUAUGACGUUAGACAUCAUUGACAUGGCAGCCAUUAGCAGAAUGACGCCGCAGCAACUGGAAGCUCUGGCCGAGGGCUUAGCAGCUGAAGAAAUCAUGAGGACAAAGCGAUCGUCAGCACAAGCCGCACUGACUGCGGUUGCUUCAAAAGCGUCGUCAGGCAUCCAAAGCAAGUUGGGUCUGCUGGGACAGGCGUCCGCUGGAGCCACUUCCUUUAUAGCGUCCGCGUCAAGCAAGACCGGCCAUGGUGAUGACCACGGUUACUCUUAUGAGCCUCAUGAAGAGAAAGUUGAUUACUGGGGCUUGAAGAAAUCCAUCCUUUACACGCUAUUCCAAGCCGUAAAAGCUAUAACCGGUGGAGUGACAAUCCUGAAGGGACAGCUAAUCAAGGGAGGUGGCGCGUUAGCGGCUAGCUUGGGAAAGGUGAUAUCAGGAAAGGGAGACGCCGUCAGCAACUUGGGAAAGAAAAUCGUUAGCUCCGCUGCCUUAAGUCACAAAAAGCCGACUGUAACAGCGGUAUACGGGCCCCCACCGACCACGCAUAUAGAGUAUGGGCCUCCACCAAGCGCUUACGGAGCACCGACCGCGCCUGCACACUACUCUCACACCGCCCCUGCCGCGCCAACAGGCUUCGCAGCACACAAGUACCCCUCUCAUAUUGACGAUAUACCAAUUUAUGGCGCAUCACUAGGUGCAGAGCAAUUACAGCAUUAUUUGGCGUAA